Molecule: messenger RNA, 240 nt
Organism: Paramecium octaurelia
Lineage: Eukaryota; Ciliophora; Oligohymenophorea; Peniculida; Parameciidae
Source: the annotation of a GenBank genome assembly
AUGGAGAUUUAAUAAUAAUAACCAUAAUAAUUAUUCCAAGAUAAUCAUUUUUAAGUACUUGGCGGUUGGUCAAGUUUUUAAUAAUUAUUCAUAGCUAAGAUCUUCUAAAAAGGUUUGGUAAUGUAGAAUUACAUUCAUUUGGAGAAGCGACUAACAUAAGCGUUGAAAUUGCAGAAAGUUUACAAAGAGAAGGUAUAUCCUUAAAUUCAAUUUAAGCAUUGCGACAAUAAUUAAAAUUGA